CGAGGAACGAUUAUCGGAAGAGACUGAUUAGUGGCCACAAUUGGUGUAGGUUUUUUUCCAGAAUUUGUACUCUGUUCGGACGAUAACGAGGUAAAACCGGAGUCUGUUCGUGGGGCUGGUAUCAUCGUGUUAAGUUUGUCAGUUAUCGAGGCUCGUGGCUACCAUGAAUAUCACCGAGUUGGACUUCUUGGAGCUCGACGAGGUUGCUUCUGAAAAGAGUGGGGGAAAAAUCCUUUUCGCUACCGAUGAUUGGUUUGCGGCGGCUGAAAAUCUUCUGAAGGAUGGGGAACCGGAAUGGAAAGAAGAUGUAUUCACGGAAUUUGGGAAAUGGAUGGAUGGAUGGGAAACACGAAGAAAACGAUGUGCAGGCCAUGAUUGGGCAAUCAUUGGUCUGAAUCAACCUUCAAUCAUCCGCGGAUUUUGCGCAGACACUGCGUAUUUCACCGGAAAUUAUGCACCGAGAAUUUCUAUUCAAGCUGCACGACUUAAUGAAAAUGACAUUAAACUAUUCCCAAAACGAUGCAGAAAAGUUGGAAGUGCUGCCACAGCCCAAGAAUUCAAAGAAGUCUCACGGUUAAAGACAGAGAACUGGGAGACAAUCGUUCCAAUGACGGAGCUAGGUUCCGGGUACCCAGAAACACGUCACAAUUACAUUACAUCGACUUCAACUUCAACCUGGACCCAUUUGCGACUGAAUCUUUUCCCCGAUGGUGGAAUAGCUAGAUUGCGAGUCUAUGGUACUAUUUGCUGUAAUCCGCUUAAUCCAGAUGCCCUAACAGAUCUUGUUGCCCAAGAAAAUGGUGGUACCUGCAUAGACUACAGUAACGCUCAUUAUGGUCAUCCUAAGAAUAUAAUUAGAUGUGGAAAAGGUGUCAACAUGGCUGAUGGCUGGGAAACUGCAAGGAGACUCGACAGACCUCCAAUCAUCGAGGUCGAUAAUUCUGGAAUUCUUCAGGUUCCUGGCAAUGAGUGGGCUGUCUUCAAGCUUGCCCAUGUUGGCCUUAUAGAUUCAAUCAUUAUCGAUACUACACACUUCAAAGGAAAUUUCCCAGACAAUGCCGUGUUUUUUUUUUAAUAAGAAGAGAACAAAAAGAUCACGUGAAAGAAACUGUAAGAAUUUAUUACUCAAGAUAUUAUCUGAGUCUGAAGAUCUAUCCCUGACUUUUAAUUUAUUUUAUCCAUCUGAACGAAUGUUAUCGCAUUAAUAUUUUGAUAUUUCUUGACGAAUUUUGUUUAUAAAUCUCGUUUAUAAUUGGUUCAUUGAUUUUUUAUAAUUAUUCACUAAUUCUUCAUAUAUCUACAGUUAUCAGCUGAUAAGUCUCACGUUUACUCAUCUGAUGUUCUGGACUGGAAUGGCCCAGUGAGCCACGUGCGAUUAACAAUUGCCCCGGACGGUGGCAUUUCAAGAUAUCGCAUUUUUGGAUACGCUCACUCCUAGUUGUUAUAUUUUCUUCAUUAUAACCAUCAAAAUAUCUCCAUUCAUUCAUAAGGUACAUUAUUAUUCCUGGAAUAACAAGAGAUUAUUCAUAACCCAAUCGCUUAUAAAAACAUUAUCAAAUACCUACAUCUAUUUAUGCAAGAUUUAUUGUCUCUCCACUAUCGUGGAAUAUCUUAAAGUUAUAGAUUGUUUACAACAAUAAACCAAUAAAAACAUAAGACCAUCAAUUAUAAAA
This is a messenger RNA of Fopius arisanus, 1673 nucleotides long. Its product is annotated as allantoicase. Gene Ontology annotation, molecular function: allantoicase activity. The record is from RefSeq and is a predicted model, not a curated record. Gene Ontology annotation, biological process: allantoin catabolic process. NCBI's taxonomy places the organism in Eukaryota, Metazoa, Arthropoda, Insecta, Hymenoptera, Braconidae.